Messenger RNA from Rubroshorea leprosula, 785 nucleotides. The record is from the annotation of a GenBank genome assembly. Lineage: Eukaryota; Viridiplantae; Streptophyta; Magnoliopsida; Malvales; Dipterocarpaceae.
UUCGCAAAGCUCUGGCAGUGCCUGGCGGCAACCAACUACCGGACUCCGUUUACUGCUUCCUUCCGACUGGAAGUUACAGAUCUCAGUUCACAUAACGUAUUCAUUGAUUCAGGGAAGAUAAGAAAUCGCAGCUAAUUGUAGAGAACAGUGAAGCACCACUGCACCGGUAAUCCAGCUCCCUUUUUCCUUCCGUGUCUCUUAAUUGUAUAUUUGCUUCUGAUUUUGAACCUCUGGAGCUUAGAAGCAGAGUCUUUCUCCUUGCCAUCGCGAAUAAUUCUUCGAGAUAUUAGUAGCAACGGCAACUGCGGUGAGCAGCAGGACUACGCCGAGUCGAAUUAAAGGCCACGAAUUUCGAUGCUGUUCACAGUUGAAUUCUUCGCUCACUGACUGUAAAAGACCCGUCAUUGGAUGGAGGAGCCUCUUAAUUCAAUGAACAAUGGUGAGUAUUUAGCAGUCCAGUGCACAGGGAUAAACUCAGCCUCCCACAGUAGGAAUCCAGAUUACAGGCCCUGUACUACACAGACUGUCCUGCUUAAGUGCCCCUAAUUUUCAUCUGCUUUUAUAUGCUGCAUACAUCUUUUGAUCAGUUCCCUUGUAUUUAUGAAAUUUUGUUCAAGUUAUGAUGAAGAGAAUUGAGUGUCUCUAAAAAACAAUUUUGCAAGGCCACAUCAUUGUUUAGUUCCAAUAAAAUAGGCUUCAUCCUUGUUGAUUAUGUUUUACUUGUCUGAGUUGUCUCGAGUUAACAUUAGUUCUUUUUUUCUGGUUUAUAAAUGUUGAUCUCAUAG